Messenger RNA from Entelurus aequoreus (snake pipefish), 5723 nucleotides. Its product is annotated as selenocysteine insertion sequence-binding protein 2-like. NCBI's taxonomy places the organism in Eukaryota, Metazoa, Chordata, Actinopteri, Syngnathiformes, Syngnathidae. The record is from RefSeq and is a predicted model, not a curated record. Gene Ontology annotation, molecular function: ribonucleoprotein complex binding; mRNA 3'-UTR binding; selenocysteine insertion sequence binding. Gene Ontology annotation, biological process: selenocysteine incorporation. The transcript is spliced from 19 exons. Gene Ontology annotation, cellular component: ribonucleoprotein complex. Bases 184 to 3450 code for a protein of 1088 amino acids.
GCUAGCGGACUCGCUUACCGCCGCCGUACUUUCAGUAAGAAGCCAGUGUAUAUCGCACCAGAUCUUCGGGGAUUUUAGAAAUUUUUCACAAUGAAGAACAUCAAGAUGCCAUCCUGACGUCCACUCGGGGGUCAACGACGCUCUGUCGGCGACUGACAUGGAUGCAAGUGACAUUAAGGACGAAUGCAAAAAUCCCAAGUUGUUGUGAGCUGUGCGUUUGUGGAUGUGAAACUUUCAGCCGAAGUGGAACCAUUCAUCCCACAGAAAAAAGGUCUCGAAGGAUCCCUGAUCAGUAUGAGUCUUCUCGGAGAGCCAGCAAGUGGAGGAGGAGGUGGUGAAGGCAUACGAGGGAGUAAUGGAGGGGUUGAAACCACUCCUAUACCGAGCUACCUCAUCACCUGUUACCCUUUUGUGCAGGAGAACCAACACAACAGGCAACAUCUAAUGUACAAUGGAGGGGAGCCGCGCUGGCAGCAGCCUAACCCAAGCCCUGGUGGUCCCUACCUUGCCUACCCAAUCAUGUCCUCCCCUCAGCCACAUGUGUCCAAUGACUAUGCCUACUACCAGAUUAUGCCUGCCCCGUGUCCCCCAAUGAUGGGAUUCUACCAAACAUUCCCUGGCACCUAUGCAGGGCCACUGCAACCUGGGGUUGUUAACCAAGUUUCGGCAGAUGUUGGUGAUAGGACUCUCCCUGUUGUGCCAACUUAUGGGAUGACAAAUCAACGAGAAAGAGGCAUGGUCCAACCUAAUCUCCCAAAGCAUCAGGUAAGUGUUUGCCAGCCUCCGAGGGGUCGCCGUCCCCCACCCAGGAAUGUAAUGAUCCAGAAGGAGGUGUGCACAAUUGGACCUGAUGGUAGAAGUAAGAAAGUUCUACUGGUGGAUGCAGCUCAGCAGACAGAUUUCCCAAUUGAGGUGUCCGGGCAGUGUACUGCAGAGCAGGCCAGUCCCCUGCUGUGGAAGAACCGAACAAAGAAGCUGCAGUCAUCUAAUCUGUCUGAAAGCUACUAUGAUCAGAGCACCAGUGAGGCGGAUAUAGACAGCGACAGUGGCUACUGUAGCCCCAAACAUAACCAGGCAGCAGGGGUAACACAGCGAACAAUGGAGACCUCUACAACAUCCACAGUAUGGCAAAAGGGGGUUGAGACUGGUGUAAUGACAACAGGUACAUGGGCAAAUGUAGCUUCUCAGGCUACCCAUAAUUCCUGGGGAGACAGGAAUGGCCAAUUUCACAGAGCAGACCACAGGAAGAAUCAUGAACAGAGGAGCUUCACACAGGAUUUUCAUAGUGGUUGUCCAAAGCAUGUUCAGACAAACCAGUCAGAACAAAGACUGCAGCCAGUGGUGGCCACAAAUGAUGGGCUUAAUCCAAAGCCUCUUUACUUUGAGGAUGAAGAUGAGUUCCCAGAUUUACCCACUUUAAGUGCUACCCAGCGUGGCACCAAAGUAGAACCAACUCCAGCCAUGACGCAAAUGCAGCCUAAACUACAUAAAAACGUGAUAGAACACCUACCACAGAACUCCCCUAUCAGCAUUGUGCAGACACCAAUCCCAAUUACCACAUCUGUUGCCAAGAGAGCCAAAAGCCAUAGGAAAAAGGCCCUGGCUGCUGCCUUGGCCACUGCUCAAGAAUACUCUGAGAUCAGCAUGGAACAGCAGAAAUUAAAGGAGGCGCUCACCAAGACAGCAGGCAAGAAGAGCCAAACUCUUGUCGAGCUGGACUUAGGAGACAUGCUGGCAGCAUUGGCUAAAGAGCAGCAGUCGAUGAAGGCCAGACAACUCACCAAUACCAAGCCAUUGUGUUUUACAGUUGGAACAACUGCUUCAUUCCACAGAUCUGGUUCUACUAACUUUGCAGCCAUGUUGAAGGGUCAUCAACAACCACACUUGGCCUCCUCUAACACUAUGGAUUCUAGUGCUCCUCGUAUAAAACGAGCAAAGGAGCGGGAGAUCCCUAAAGUCAAGCGACCGACUGCCCUAAAGAAGAUUAUUUUAAAGGAGCGAGAAGGCAAAAAAGGCAAAACACACACAGAUCAAGAGUCAUCCGGCCAAGAAGAGCACGAGAACGAUUGUUUACAUUUUACUGAAGAUCUAUCGCAGGAACCUGCAUCUCAAGAAGAAAACGGUCUCAGUGUUCCCAGUGACACAUCGCUGUCCCCCGCCAGUCAGAAUUCUCCAUACAGCAUCACCCCUGUGUCCCAGGGUUCUCCUUCAAGCUCUGGCAUCGGUAGUCCCAUGGCUUCCAACACAAUUACAAUAAUACACAGUCGACGUUUCCGAGAGUACUGUAGCCAAGUGUUGAGCAAGGAGAUAGAUGAGAGUGCAACAGUGCUGCUACAGGAACUGGUCCGCUUUCAGGAGUGUGUGUACCAGAAUGACCCCAAUGAUGCAAAGUCGGAGCGCCGUCUCGUCAUGGGUCUCAGAGAGGUCACUAAGCACAUGAAGUUGUCUAAGAUAAAGUGCGUCAUUAUCUCUCCCAACUGUGAAAAGGUCCAAGCCAAAGGUGGCUUGGAUGAAGCUCUGUACAAUGUUAUUGCUAUGGCCAGAGAUCAGGGGAUUCCAUUCGUGUUUGCCCUAGGCAGAAAAGCGCUGGGGCGCUGUGUCAACAAACUGGUUUCUGUUACCGUUGUUGGCAUCUUCGACUAUUCCGGAGCUGAGGGUCUGUUUGACCAUCUUGUGUCGCUAACAGAAGAGGCUCGAAAGGCCUACAAGGUAAUGGUAUCAGCUCUUGAACAGGAGAAAGCUGAGGAGAAACAUGUCAAAAAAGUGGGACAUACACGCAACCACUCUGCUGCUUCUGCGGUUUCCUUUUGCUCCUUCAUCUCUGAGCCCAUCUCAGAGGUCAAUGAAAUGGAGUAUGAGACCAACUGGAGAAGUAUGGUGGAAAAUUCAGAUGCCCCGGAGCCAGUUGAGCCUGAAAAAUGUUGCGCUCCGCUCAAAGACAAUGAGACCCCAGAGGUUUCCACAAGUGCUGUCUCGCCCAGCACCAUUGCCGUGUUAGGGAGGGCCGUCCCACAGGGUAACGGGGAGCAGGACGAGGUCCGCACCGAUGACCGCCUGGAGCUUGCCUCUCAGCAGAGCACAGAGACGGGAUCGCUAGAUGGCAGCUGUAGGGGCCCACUAAAUUCCUCCAUCACCUCCACUACCUCUACCUUGGUUCCCGGGAUGUUGGAAGAGGCGGACGAGGAGGACGAGGAGGAAGAGGACUACACACCUGAGCCUAUCUCGGAGGAGGUGCCUACCCUCAGCAGCCGUAUUGAGUCGUGGGUGUCAAAGACCCUGGAGAACCUGCAGCUGAGAAAAAGCCAGGACAGCACAGAGGAGGAUGAAGAAGAGGAGGAUGACGACGAGAGCGUGCAGAGCGAGGAUGAGGAGGGCUUAGUUUCAGCUGAUUUGCCAGAUAUGAAAGUGGAGAGCAAAGACCUGGUGGAGGCUAAGAAGGUCAUAUCCUGAGUUCACUUCUCAUCCUCAUCUUUUGCUUUCCUUUGUUUCCGUCACAUGUUCUCAUCGCAAAAACCAGCUGCUGUUCUCAUGGCAUCGUCAAGGCCUGACCCUAGACCUCACCUCAGGUAUUGUCACAACAGACCAACUCAAACACGGUCAAGGACCAAACAGCAGCAGGUUUAUGUGAAAAAGGAGAUCUUUUCAACCCUCUCCUGUUCAACCCCCAUAGCCUGCAACACUUGAAUUCGGAAGAAACUUUUUUUUUUCGAUUUUCCUCAUCCGAAGUUGAACUCUCUUGAGUCAUUUCUGGGAGAAAGUGUAAAGAACAGUGGCAAACCAGCGAUCAAACGCAGCAGAAGGGAUGUUGCAACUUUUCUGCUCCUGUGUUAAUUUAACACAGAACACUUAAAGCUAUGUAUAUAUGUGUGUGUGUGUGUGUGUAUAUAUAUAUAUAUAUAUAUAUACACACAUAUAUAUUGUGUGUGUUUACAAUCGCAUAGCUUACUUUAGUUUGCUGUGUUUUAUUAGCUUUACUUUUGUACAUAUAUGAGCGCUUCUCAAACUCACUUCUCCAUGAGGGAGAGAAGGAAGAUUUUUUUUUUUUUUGAUCGCUUGGCUGCCGUUUAGUUUUACAGUAUCUGUGCAUGGCUGGAAAUUCCAUCAGUCUUCUGAAAGUGUUUUUUAAUGUUUAAAUAACCAUUGUUGAUUACGAUAAAAUUAACUUCUAAGAAGCUAAACAGCUGUGUUUAGGUGUACUGGUUUGUCAUGUUUUUCAUGUCUUAAGCUUUUGGAUGCUGUCAGUGUUUCAUAAAAAAGUGUUGUCGUUUUUUUCUUUAGUAGGACUUUCUACUAAAAGAGUUGUUCCAAGUUGUCUCUUAAGAAAGCUGGGGAGUGCUCUCAUGCGGUUAUAAUGCUGCAUUUAUCGAAUUUGUAUAAUAAUGAAUUCAAAAUCAAUCAAAGAAAACCUAGUUAUGGCUCUGUGGUCUUGAGAUAGGCCUAAUAGGCCUAUUCCAUUAACCAUUGCCACUGUUUAAAAAGACAACUACCAGUUUUUUGAAGCCAUUUUACAUGUUAAUCUAAUCAAGUGAUGUUUGAGCGUAUUGAAAUAGUAUUUUUAAUUCGAUAAUGUCUGCUUUUUCUAUUGCCAUCAUAUCAUCAAAGUGUUUCCAACUCCAAGGGUGUAUGUACUGCACUAUAUACAGUAAGUCUUGUGAUCAGUAUAGCAAAAACUAAAUUAACAAACUGGUUUAAUGAACUGUGUGUGUGUGUGUGUGUGUGUGUGUGUGUGUGUGUGUGUGUGUGUGUGUGUGUGUGUGUGUGUGUGUGUGUGUGUGUGUGUGUGUGUGUGUGUGUGUGUGUGUGUGUGUGUGUGUGUGUGUGUGUGUGUGUGUGUGUGUGUGUGUAUAUACACAGAAAUAUGUACAUGUAUAUAUUCAUGCGUGUAUAUACACAUGUAUGUAUGUAUGUAUAUAUAUAUAUAUAUACAUGCGUAUAUAUACACAUGUGUAUAUAUAUACAUAUAUAUGUAUAUAUAUAUAUGUGUGUUUAUAUAUAUAGUGUGUGUGUAUAUAUAUAGUUUGUGUUUGUGUGUAUAUAUAUAUAUAUUGUGUGUGUGUAUAAAUACACACACAUUUUUUUGUGUGUGUAUAUAUGUAUAUAUACACACAUAAAUGUGUAUGUAUAUAUACACACAUGUGUGUAUGUAUAUAGUGUGUGUAUAUGUAUGUAUAUAUAUAUAUAUGUGUGUGUGUGUAUAUAUAUUAUACAAAUUAUUGACUUUCCACAGAACAUCACUGGCGACAUUGUAAGAGGCUAUUUGUUUGUCAUAACACUUGCGCUCGCUCCUAAAUCACAUGGACUGAUGAUUAACGUCAUUAAAAUGUUUAAUUCUCAUGGAUGUCUGUCUCUAUUAUGAAAUUACACAACCAUAAAGGUUAUUCAAUUUGCAAUCAAUGUGACAUUUUAAGGUGCGAGGAAAAUACUUUCUGCGAUUUGGAAUUGUAAUCCUUAGAUCUGGAUAUAUAUUGGGCCAUUUAUUUUUUUGUGUUAUAGUUUAGUCGCCGUUUUGUGUGUGUGUGUGUGUGUGUGUGUGUGUGUGUGUGUCUUUUUAUUGAUGAAAACAGUGACGCUACAUUUUUUUCGUACAAGGCCUAAGUAUUGAGUUUUUCGUUCAGAUCUGACACUUGAGAAUAAUGCAUGAAAAUCGAUCUUCUCAUGCCCAUCAUAACUAAGCGAAUACUCUUGAAUCUUAACUGCAAUGUAUGUAUGUCUUGGGGUUUUUU